This is a messenger RNA of Carassius carassius (crucian carp), 545 nucleotides long. Its product is annotated as cytochrome c oxidase assembly protein COX16 homolog, mitochondrial-like. Gene Ontology annotation, biological process: mitochondrial respiratory chain complex IV assembly. Gene Ontology annotation, cellular component: mitochondrial inner membrane. Lineage: Eukaryota; Metazoa; Chordata; Actinopteri; Cypriniformes; Cyprinidae. The record is from RefSeq and is a predicted model, not a curated record. The transcript has 4 exons. Bases 112 to 426 code for a protein of 104 amino acids.
GUACCAUGUCGGGUUUUUACAUGGCGGCGCCCGGUGAGCCAUGUUGAAUGGUGUCCUACUGACUUUAUUCUGGAUAAUGUGAAAUUGUAGAAUGACAUACUUGACCUAAACAUGUGGAGUCAAGUUCGUAAACUCCAAAAGAACAGGACAGUGAAAUAUGGGAUCCCGAUGCUGCUGCUGGUUGUGGGAGGGUCGUUUGGAUUGAGAGAAUUCACUCAGAUUAGAUAUGAUGCACAGAAGAUCAAAAAGAAGCUGGACCCUGCACUGGAAGCACGGGUGAACAAUAAAAAACAGUCAGCCAUCCUUCAGGAAGAGUAUGAGAAAUUGAAGGAUUUGGACUUGGAUGGAUGGAAGAACAUUCGUGGCCCACGUCCCUGGGAGGAUUCAAAGGAGCAGCAGCAAGCUCAACUCAAUAAAGACACAUAGAACUCUAAAACCUUAAACUCCUACCGCUGGUCCAAAGAUGUAAGACUCUCAUAAAAACAGUGCAGUGUAUGGCUGGCUUGUCACCAUAUAAUAAAUUAGCACAUCUUAUGCUAUUAUAU